UGUUGCUUGUGUUUUGGAUCUGUGUUAAAACCCUUGCCCAGUAGCAUGUCUUCCCAUAUUUAGGAACCAACAGAAGAGCCAACUCCUAAAAGAGGAAGAGGAAGACCUAAAGGAAGUGGAAGCAAAAGGCUACAUAAACCAGCUCACCAUGAGCCAAUGGGAGAACCAACUCCUAAAAGACCAAGGGGAAGACCUGCAGGAAAGAGAAACAAGAGUCGAUCUGAUGAAUCUCAAGAGGAACCAACAGGAGAUGCAUCUCCUAAAAGAGGAAGACCUAAAGGAAAAGAAAACAAGAGUCCAUCUCAAGAAGCUGAAAAGGAGCUAACGGGAGAGCCAUCUCCCAAAAGAGGAAGAGGUAGACCUAAAGGAAGCAAAGUCCAUGAUGGUCUGUCUGAAGAAGAUGAAAAGGUGAGAUUACUCCAGAGCAAAGGAUUGGAUUGGAUUAUUAUUCACUCAAUAGCCA
This is a messenger RNA of Sceloporus undulatus (fence lizard), 463 nucleotides long. RefSeq names its product high mobility group protein HMGI-C-like. The record is from RefSeq and is a predicted model, not a curated record. The annotation marks the transcript as partial. The transcript has 4 exons. Gene Ontology annotation, cellular component: nucleus; chromatin. NCBI's taxonomy places the organism in Eukaryota, Metazoa, Chordata, Lepidosauria, Squamata, Phrynosomatidae. Gene Ontology annotation, molecular function: DNA binding. Gene Ontology annotation, biological process: regulation of DNA-templated transcription.